UCUGGCCGCCUCCUGCGGCCGCCGCUGUGACAGGCAGUGGCGCAGCACAGGCCGCCGAGCGCAGCCGGGCCGCCGCAGCUGAGGUGAGGAGAUGUCCAUCGACGCAGUUCUUUGACGUCUGCGACGGCCGUAGUUUGAAUUUCUGGUACCACCUGAGUUCGAAAAUAAAGCAACCAGCGACCACGAUGCGCGCCGACCUCAAACCGCCGCUGCCUCUGCUGCUGCUGCUGCUGCUGGCGACGUGGGCGCCCCUAGCGGCUGCUAGGAGCACCUCGCUCCGAGACACGUCGGGUGAGCGGCGGGCGGCGCAGGCGGAGCCGCGCACGGGCAUCACGGUGUCGGCGCAGGUGUCGGCGUCGCCGCAGCGGCCGUACGUGGUGUGGUGGGAGGGCGCGACUGCCGACUACUGGCUGUGCCUGUGGGACCGCGACCCGCGCGCCGGCGACGCCACGCCGCUGGCGCGCCUCGACCUGGGCGCCGGCCAGGCCGACCAGAGUGGCUGGUGGGACACCGGCAUCGCCGCCGCAGACUCGCACUCCGAGCCGCCCAGCUACGAGGCGACGGACCUGGGCCGGUGGGCGGGGCUGGUGCCGCGGUCCGCGGGCGACGUGUCGUCGUCGGCGGUGGGCGUGUCCUCGCUGGCGACGCGGCCGCGCUGGAUGGAGCAGAGCCGCGCGCAGCUGGGCCCGCUGCCGCUGACGGCGCUCUUCCUGCCCGGCACGCACGACUCGGGUGCCUACAAGCUGUUCAGCGCCGCCGACGCCGCCGCCAGCGCCGCGCUGCCCAGGGAGACGCUCAUCGACAAGUACUCCGUGGCUCAGGAGGAGUCUGUGCUGUGGCAGCUGGCGUUCGGCGUGCGCUACCUCGACCUGCGCGUCGCCUACUACCCGCUGACGGACGAGGUGUGGUGGCUGAACCACGGCCUGGUGCGCUUCCGGCCGCUGGCCGACGUGCUGCAGCAGGUGCUCACCUUCGUCCAGAACACCCAGGAGGUCGUCGUGCUCGACUUCCACGAGUUCCCCGUCGGCUUCCGGCAGCAGGGCCGCCGGCUGGGCAGCGUGCACGACCAGCUCGUGGCGGAGCUGCGCACGCAGCUGGGGGCCGUGGCGGCGCCGCCCACGGCCGGGGGCGGCGGCUGGGCGGCUACGCUGGACCAGCUGUGGGCCGGCGGCCGGCGCCUCGUCGUCUCCUACAACGACGCCACAACCGUGGCCGGCAACGCCGACUUCCUGUGGAGCGCCGUCUCGCAGAAGUGGGGCGACGUGCGCACGCUGGACGACCUCCACGACUACCUGCAAGGCCUCUACCUCAGCCCACCAACUGGGCCCUGGGCGGCGAUGGCUGAGCUGACGCCCAACACCAUGGAUGUCCUGCUCGACCGCCUCGGUGGACUCCGCAAGAUGGCUGACCUCGUUAAUAAAAAUGUCACUGCCUGGUACCGUGGAAAGUGGGGACAGACAGUGAAUGCCGUGGCAGUCGACUUCUUCCAAGGAACGGCUAUUGUGGAGGCCGCCAUCGACUGGAAUCUGCAACGUGCUGCAGAGGCCCGGAAGGCCAACGUCACACUUCCGCUAUGUUCCUCAGCACCGGGAAGGACAGGAGAGCUGUGUCCCUCAACACCGGGAAGGCAUCUAUGAUGACAUGGGCGUAAAGUGCCAGAGACUGUUCCUCAGUUUCUGUGCCUCCUACAGACAGUUCCUAUAUCCCCUAAAUGCUAACAUGGACAGAAAGUGGGAAACCACAUCACUACAAGACGGUGACUGGCACAGUUCUGUGCACAGCCUACCAUAACUGUACAGCAAAAUAGCAACAGAGAGCAAACAUCAUAAUAGUGCUAUUAGAUAUUCUGCCACAUCUGUGACCUAUUAGAUAUUCUGCCACAUCUGUGACACCACUGUCAUAUCAUGCAGCCACAUCUUGCAACUCUGACAGUUUUGAGUGAUCUAGUAUUAUGCAAUGACAUGAAAACAUGGCCAUACUUUGUGGUACCUCAGAUUAAUGUUCCUGAUUGUUUGGUUACCUUGAAGAUAAGGGAUUGAAUUCACCAUUUUCUGCAUUGUAUGAGAAUCGGAUGAUAAAUCUUGUGCAUAUCUACUUAAUGAGCUAUGUCUGCAUAGCUGCAGCAGGAUAAAAUGAUAAUUCGUGUAACGUAUCAUCCAUAUGUUUGUAUGAGUUACCAGACAUUACAUUAUAAGAAACAAAUGAAACUGGGUUUCUUUUUACAGUACUUGCAUGUUAUACCUAGCAACGACUGUCAUGAGGAAAACAGACCUUAUUGAGAUAAAAGUAAAAAUUAGAAGAAAACUAAAUAGAGUUUGAUAUCAGUUUUCUACUGAAAAGCUCAAACACUAAAGGCUCUAACUGUUGCAACUCCUGACAAUAUAUGUUAAACUCAUUCUUAAUGUUUACAGUCUGAUGCGGCCUUCAAACACAGAAGUUUCAGAGCAUUAAAUAGUUGUUUAUCUAGGUGAAAGUUACAGGACACAAAUAUCCACUGACAAAAAACAUGCUGGAAUAGUUCAUAUUUGUCCAUAGUUCUAGCACUGUCUGUAUUUUACUUGUUGUUUUGAAUCACAGAUCCUACAAAAUAAGUGCAGUAAUUUACUGAAAUAAGCAGGAUACCUGCUUUGUCACAGAUAAAAAAAAACAUAGAAAACAGAUUCUGUCCAUUGAUUCAUACUACAAUUUAUAUUUCCACAUAAGUUUAUACUGCUUUCAUAAACUACGUCAAUUUUCCACACUUCAUCAAUUAUAGUCACCCUCGAAGCAAGUUUAUGUUCACUGAAUACAUCAAGACUCAAGACAUAAAUUCUUGUUUUAUGAAAUUCAUCACAAGUCUACAGUAAGGUUGUUCAUAAGUUCCCCUAGGACUUCAGAAGACAACUGGGUGGAAACUCCAAGACAUACAGGAAACAGAGAUACAUCAGUGGGAAGAGGCUCUCUCCAAGUUUUUAAGUCACAUUACAGUUGCCCAAUAGAGUACCACGUGUGAUGCGCCAGUCAUCAAUAUGAUAAACUCUAUCCAUACAUAUCAGAUGAAUAUGCAGUUGCAAAUAAUGACUACCAUCAGCUGUAGAAUGGAAUGAUGACAAUGAAAAUUUGUGCCGUACUGGGACUCGAAUGCAGAUUUCGCAUUUAUUGCGAGGAGGAAAUUCACGUUUGAGUCCCGGUCUGGUACAAAUUUUCAUUGUCACCAUUCCAUUCCAUAGCUGAUGGUAAUCACUAUUCGCAAUUGCAAAUUCAUCUGAUGUGUUCGUAAUGGCUCUGGUCACUGCAGUGCAUCGUCAUCAGAACAACACAGGCACUGCAGUGUCAUACAGGUCCCAGUAUGCCACAGGCAGAUCAGCAACCACAUUAAUUACCCUGCCAUGUGACUCUCCCAAUUAAGUGGCAAUGGAAGCAGAACUUCGACAUAACUCCACAAGCAGAAAUCACACUUAGUUACGUCAGGUGACUAUAGGAGCCACUGAAGAAGAGGAGAGUCAAAUCCAAUUCAUUUCUGAAGCAGUUCAGCAUUGUGGCACUAUCUUAUGGCGAAAUGAAGUUUCCAUUGGAUUGCUGCCAUUAUGGCAUAAACCACUGCUGCAGAAUUUCCAGAUACAUGAAAUCAGUUGCCCUUACAAUGAAAAACAAAAUUCCAUGAAAAAUCGCUCUCCUCCAGUGAGGACAGCAAGUCAUUGAAGAAGUCAGAACAGAGCUCCCUGUCCCAAGUAGUCAGUGUAUGUAGCAACUGUAGCCAGUACAGUUUUAUACCCAUAUAUUUGCAUAGAAAGUGCCAGACAGCUGAAUGUUGUAUCUGCAGCUCUCUGCUCUCAUGUGCCAUCCAUUUCUAAACUCGUGAUGAAUGAGUCAUCAGAUGUCUCAUUCCAUUCAACAUAUCUUGUUAUUCUUCUUUAUUUUCACUGAGGAUAGCAAUGUUCUCAAGUGAGUCUUAUCACUGAUAUCCAUCAUCACUUCUUCACUGCACAGAUUGAACAGGAGGAGUAAAAGACUUUAUCCCUGUCUUACACUCUUCCUUCAUCCGAGCACUUCAUUAUUGGUCUUCCAGUUUUAUUGUUCCCUCUUCAUUCCUGUACAUAUUGUAUGUUACCCAUAUUUUCCUAUGGUUUACCUCUAUUUUUCACAGAAUUUUGAACAUCUUGCACCAUUUUACAUUGCUAAAUACUUUUUCCAGAUCGACGAAUGCUAUGAACGCGUCUCGAUUUUUCUUUUUUACUCACUGUCCCAACUAGCCUGUUUUCUUCACACCAUAGAAGCUGUCAGUCCCACAGAAUGUGUUGUACCAUCCUUGAUUGUUCUGUCUAUUAGAGCUUUUACUUGAUAUGUGCAAUGAAAUCAUCACUGAGACAUCACAAUAUAUUUGCAUUUAACAAAUUCAAGGACACAAAAACAUGUAUCGCUCCACUGUAUGCCAAGUUCAGACGGGUCUGCCUCCUUGUGGUGCCCUCUGAAAGUAGCUCAUGACACAUACUAUGAAAUGAAACUUAGAUGGAUGAUCUGUCCAUGGAUGUGUAUUAUUUUUCUGUAGGUCUUGUAGUUUUCAAGUAUUCAUUUUCUUAUACCCUGGAGAUACUUACGAAUAAUCCUGAACUUUUAAACCAUUGUAGAAAUGGAAACAACAUUUAAAUUGUUUGGAUGACUUACAGAUGGAUGACUACAGACAGGAUUCUGUAUUUCCCUGAGACAGCUGCUCAUCAUCUUCAGUUCCUACUGAUACACUGCUGUUGUGGCUCGCCAGUUUACGUGCUGGCACACUAGAAAACAGCAGGUGACAAGGGGUAGGGGUAUAACGUCACUGUAUACAAAUCAUAGAGGAUGUCGCCAUUCAGAGGCCCUUGCUGGAAAAACACACCAUGGUCUUCAAUGUGUGGGGUGGGAAAAGCGCAGCUGCAAGUCAUGGACCCAGCAUACACAUGCGGGCAGGCUGUUGGUGCCCAGUUAAACUAUCUUGCCGGGACAGUUGCUUUAAUAUUUUAUUUACUUAGAGUGAAAUACAUGCCACCAAUAAAACAGGACUUAUUAUUCCAACUUCUGCAUGCAACACCACAGUUGUUUUUAAUUUAUGUUACUGCUAUAAAAAGCCAGUGUUUAGUUUUUGGCUGACAUAUCAUUUUAGGUUACUUUUAUCCACUUAACAAAUCAAGAAGGUCUACCGUGUACAACAUCUUCCCUUUGCCAAUGGUUUUUCUAAUUUGUCAAUAACUUAUAUGCUCAACCUUUGACUACCACACAUCAAUUGGUUAGGAAAUAAAUGCUACCCAAGCUCUCUGGACCUGUAACAGCAAUCACAAGCUGCACAUUAUUUCAGAAAUAUUAUAUUCAUUAUGUAACCUUCAAAAGACAUGAAAGACUUUCAUCAAUACCAACAUUAAUCUAUUAAGGAAUAGAUUACUUUCAUUUCAAAACAAAUAGAUAUUAAAAGUAUACAUCUGCACCUGGUGGCGAAAACUGGAAUAAAUAUUUUCCGUUGUAAAUGUGUUCCACAUCAAUGCAUAAGCAUGUCUACCAAGUUUUGCUUCCAUAUGAUAACUGCAACCCACACUGGACCUCUGUGAGUAGCUGCAUUUUAAUUAUAAGCCUCAGUGGGCACUGUCUCCCUCAGGUAGGAAGAGGUACUUUAAUACCACUGUUCUGGAGAUGGGUCCUUCAGAACUAGCAAUUUUCCCACAUCUCAUCUGGUUGAAAUAGGUUCCAUUUCUUUCUUUCUUUUAGUUCUAUCGUGUUGUAUUAGUACACUAACUUUGUUAAAUUUGCUAAUUCAAGACAGAUGUGAUGAAAUGAACCACAUGCAACAUCACAUGAGAGUCAAUUUCUUGACUCCAUGAACAAACAGGGAUAACAUGUCCACUCAUUGGAAAAAGUGGGUGUACAAAUAGAGAUCUCAUAUGGCAUGAUACAACAUAAAUAGUGUAACUGUUUAAACAGAAAAUCUAAAAUUGUCAGAAGAAACUGAAUUUAAUGAUUAUAAAAGUGAGACAGAGAGAAAGUGCGUGCAAAAUUCAUCGUGUGGCAGUUAUCAUACAAGUUAAAAAUAUCUUGUUCUCUUUCUUCCAGUUAAUUUUGCUUCUCUAUCCCUCUUUCUGUUUUGAACACAGACUGCAUUAAAUAACGUUAAAAAAAAAAAAAAAA
This is a messenger RNA of Schistocerca americana (American grasshopper), 6129 nucleotides long. Its product is annotated as PI-PLC X domain-containing protein 1-like. The record is from RefSeq and is a predicted model, not a curated record. Bases 186 to 1637 code for a protein of 483 amino acids. The transcript has 9 exons. Gene Ontology annotation, biological process: lipid metabolic process. Lineage: Eukaryota; Metazoa; Arthropoda; Insecta; Orthoptera; Acrididae. Gene Ontology annotation, molecular function: phosphoric diester hydrolase activity.